Passer domesticus (house sparrow) is the source of this 768-nucleotide messenger RNA. It is a transcript of the gene ATAT1, whose product is annotated as alpha tubulin acetyltransferase 1. Gene Ontology annotation, biological process: alpha-tubulin acetylation. The transcript is spliced from 7 exons. Gene Ontology annotation, cellular component: microtubule. NCBI's taxonomy places the organism in Eukaryota, Metazoa, Chordata, Aves, Passeriformes, Passeridae. The record is from RefSeq and is a predicted model, not a curated record. Gene Ontology annotation, molecular function: tubulin N-acetyltransferase activity. Bases 1 to 753 code for a protein of 250 amino acids.
AUGUCUGACAGCGGAAGCGAUUUGGCGGCGGUUGCUAUGGGUGGGCACGGGAGAGCGCAGCGCACUGAUUGGCCGGCGCUUGGCGGGCCGCGCCGCGAUUGGCUGCUUUCUCCCCGUGGGGGGCGUGGUUCCUUUGCCGCCCGGGCGCGGCCGUGGCGGUGGCGGCCGGGCCGGGCCCGGCGGGCGAAGGCGGCGGCGGUGCCGGGCCGGGCCCGGGGCUCGGAACCCGGGACUCGAUCAUGGAGUUUCCCUUUCGACCUGGCCCCGGUGCUGGGCGAUCGCUUCUGCGUGGUGGAUCAGCACCUGCGGCCCGCGGGGCGCGGCGGCGGCUCCGCCAAACGGGAGGAGCUGGAGCAGCAGCUGAGGACGGUGAUCGAUGAGCUGGGCAAGGCCUCGGCCAAGGCCCAGGGCCUCUCCACGCCCGUGACCAGCGCGGCGCGGAUGGAGAGCAACAGGCACGUGCUGUACAUCCUCAGGGACACCCGGUCCCCCCGGGGUGCCGUGCUGGGCUUCCUCAAGGUGGGCUACAAGAAACUCUUCCUGCUGGAGCGGGACGGGUCCCACGUGGAGGUGGAGCCUCUCUGUGUCCUGGAUUUUUACAUCCACGAGUCCCAGCAGCGCCGGGGGCUGGGCCGGGAGCUCUUCCGGGAGAUGCUGCAGCGGGAGCGGGGGGCAGCCCCAGAAGCUGCCUGGGGACAGACCCUGAGGGGGGAAAAUUCAAUUUUAAUGGGGAAAAUGGGAAUUUUAAUGUAGAAAAUUGGAAUUUUA